AUGGGCAGAGCUUUGGCAGCGAUUCCGUCCGCCGGGACCCCCGCCCCCAACUUGCUCUACGUCUCCUCUUAUGGCGGCAAGGUCGUGACGUUGGACGUGGCCGACGCCGCCGGCUCCUCUGCUUCGGGCGUGCCGAAGCUCAGGACGAUAGCGUCGACCGACGGCGGCGCGGGAACGCUGUCGUGGCUGACGCUGGACCACGGGCGAAGCACGCUCUUCGGCCUCGACGAGGGCUUGUCGUCGGAUCGCGGCUCGCUCACGUCGUUCAGGACACGGGCCGACGGCAGCCUCGAGACGCUGGCCAGGCUGGAGAUGUCUCCCGGCCCCGUGAGCGGCGUGCUGUACGGGCCGGAAGACGGCGGCUUGGCCAUUGCACAUUACCAGGGCGCCGGCUGCGCUCGUGUGACUCUGCUGACGGACGACGCCUUGCACUCCCACAGCAGCGGCUCUGCCUUAUCGACUUGGGACGUCUCCGAACCGUCCGAGGUGGUCAAGGUGCAAAGCGAGACGUUUACGCUCAACAAACAGCCGACGGUCCCCCAUCGCCAGGACGCGCCUCACCCUCACCAGGCGUUCCUGGAUCCGACGGGUGGCUUCCUCGUCGUUCCCGACCUCGGCACCGACGAGCUCCGCAUGUACGCCGUCGGUCCCCGCCUUGCCGUCACUCCUCUUCUGCCCGUCAGCGUGGCCCCCGGCAGCGGUCCCCGACACGUUCAGUUCGCCAAAAGGGGCGGCAAGACGUUCAUGUAUCUCGUCGCCGAGCUGACCUGCACCAUUGUCGGCUACGGCGUGACGUACCCCGCAGGCACCAUCAAGCUUGACGAGCUGUGGACGAUCGGGGUCCACGGCGAGGGAAAGCCGGUGCCUGCGGACGCCUCGGCCUCGGAGAUUGUCGUUUCGGCCGACGGCAGGUUUGCCCUCGUCUCGUCGCGCAACGAGAAUGGCUUCCUCAUUGGCGACUUUGACCCCUCCAAGGACGGGCAAAUCGUGUCGGACCCCAUCGUCAACUUCUCCAUCGACGACGACGGCAGCCUCCGCCUCCUCCAGGACGUGCCCGCCGGCGGUCGCGUCCCGCGCCAGUUUUCCAUGAACAAGUCCGGGACCCUGCUGGCGGUAGGACUGCAGAGCGACAUGCGCGUCGUCCUCAUCAGCCGGGAUCCCGAGACGGGCAGGCUUGGCCGCUUUGCUGGCUACGCCGACCUCGAAGGGGAGAUUACCUCUGUGGUUUUCAACGAGUGA
Molecule: messenger RNA, 1239 nt
Organism: Drechmeria coniospora
Lineage: Eukaryota; Fungi; Ascomycota; Sordariomycetes; Hypocreales; Ophiocordycipitaceae
Exons: 3
Coding region: 1-1239 (412 amino acids)
Molecular function (GO): protein binding; 6-phosphogluconolactonase activity
Source: RefSeq, a predicted model, not a curated record